UGCUCUAGUAUUUUGCAUAAAUACCUGACCAUGCCAGCCAAUGUAAUUUACAACAAUUAACAAACAAUACUUUUUGAACCAUCCAAAUCAUGGCAUCUUUCAUGAUACCAUUCAAAGCCCUGUUCUUCCUCAUAGUUGUCCUGCAUCAGUCUCCCACUGUUUUUGCUUCUUCAUCCUCCAUUGCUGCAAAUGAAACAGAAACUCUUCUAAAAUGGAAAGCUAGCCUUGACAACAACACCCAAACUUUGCUCUCUUCGUGGGUUGGAGGCAGCCAUUGCAACUGGGUCGGAAUCACUUGCGACUUGGCUGGAACCAUCACCGAUCUAAGCCUUCCAGAUCAUAUGUCGAACUUGAAAGGUACACUUCAUAGUCUUAACUUUUGUUUCUUCCCUAACCUGGUGUGGGUUAACCUUCGUAACAACUCACUGUAUGGGCCCAUUCCCUCACACAUUGGGAACCUUUCCAAGCUUAUCCACCUUGACUUGUCACACAAUAUUUUUUCUGGGAAUAUUCCAUCCGAAAUUGGCUUACUGAAAAGUCUUGAGUUGAUUUCCUUAUCAAAUAAUGAGAUCAAUGGUUCCAUUCCACAAGAAAUAGGGAAGUUGAGUUCAGUUUCCAAGAUCUAUUUCUAUGUUAACCAUCUACGUGGUUCUAUACCUGAAGAGGUUUGCAACCUUUCCAAGCUCACUGAGCUUGACUUGUCACAGAAUAAUUUCUUUGGAAGUAUUCCUUCUAAAAUCGGAAGGUUGAGUUCACUUUCUAUACUUGCCCUUAAUGCAAACAAUCUCACCGGUCCAAUACCUAUUUCUAUUGGAAGCUUGCACAAUUUGUCCCGACUUAUCCUCGUUGACAAUAGGCUCAAUGGUUCCAUACCUAAAGAAGUUGGAAUGAUGAAGUCACUUAAUAUGCUUGACCUUUCAAGCAACCAACUAACUGGUCCUAUUCCAACAUCUAUAGGAAACUUAAGUAACAUGGUAUGGCUCUAUCUGUAUAGAAAUCAGCUCUCUGGUUCUAUCCCCAAUGAAAUAGGAUUGCUUCAAUCUCUUAACACGUUGCAGUUGUUAACAAAUCAUCUCAAUGGUGUCAUCCCCACUUCCAUAGGAAACUUGACCAAAUUGUCCAGUCUUUUACUUAAUGGAAAUGUGAUUUCUGGCUCAAUACCUCAAGAGAUUGGAAUGCUUAAAUCUCUCAAUCAAUUGAGUUUGUUCAAUAACAGUUUCUCUGGUUCAAUCCCCGCUUCCAUAGGAAACUUGACAAGCUUACCUGCUCUCUACCUUGGUCAAAAUAUGUUCUCUGGUUCAAUCCCUGCUUCAAUUGGAAACAUAACGAAGCUUGUGGUGUUAGGUCUUCAGUAUAAUCAUUUAUCAGGGCCAAUUCCUUCGUUCAGCAAUCUUACUCAUUUGGAAUCAUUCCAAAUAUCGAACAACCAUCUUAGUGGUCCAUUACCCGACAAUGUAUGCCUCGGUGGACAACUCAAAAUGCUAGGGGCUAUUAACAACAAUUUGAGGGGUCCGAUCCCAUCAAGUUUAAGAAACUGCAAGAGCUUAUCCAGAGUUAGGCUUGAAGGAAACCAGUUGACAGGAAAUAUAUCAGAAGCUUUUGGUAUAUAUCCUAAUUUGAAUUAUAUUGCAUUAAGCAACAACAAAUUUUAUGGUGAACUUUCGCCAAACUGGGGGCAAUGCCAUAAUCUAACAAGCCUACGGAUCUCCAAUAAUAACAUUUCUGGAAAGAUACCACCUGAGCUGAAGCAUGCAACUCAAUUACACGAACUCGAUGUCUCUUCAAAUCAUCUCAUUGGUGAGAUUCCCAAGGAAUUGGGAGCAUUGACAUUGAUGUACAAACUUUUGCUAAGUAGCAACCAAUUUUCAGGCAAAAUUCCACCAGAGAUUGGAGUUCUUUCAAAUCUAAAAUAUCUUAACUUGGCAUCAAACAAUUUGAGUGGACAGAUUCCUAAUCAACUUGGAGAGUGCUCAAAGUUAUUGGACCUGAAUUUGAGCAAGAAUAAACUUGGAGAAAGCAUUCCAUUUUCAGUAAGCUACAUAAAUGGCCUUCGAAAUCUAGAUUUAAGUCAGAAUUUACUUAUUGGGGAGAUACCACAACAGCUUGCAAAAUUACAUUCCUUGGAAAUAUUGGACCUUUCUCACAAUAUGCUCAAUGGUUCCAUCCCAAAUUCUUUUAAUGAUUUGCAAAGCUUGACGGUUGUGAAUAUCUCUUACAAUCAAUUGGAAGGCCCUAUUCCCAACAUUAAGGCAUUUCAUAAGGCUCCAUUUGAUGCCUUAAGAAACAAUAGAGGCCUAUGUGGUAAUGCCACUGGAUUAAUGCCUUGUGUUCCUAUCACUAGCAACAAAAAGGGUCAUAGAAAAAGAACCAGACUCAUCAUUUUGAUUGUGAUUCCAAUCUUUGGUAUUCUGCUUUUGCUAUUUAUCAUGGCCGGAAGUUUCCUUAUUCUUUGCCAAAAGAACCAAACCAGACAAUCUGAGUCAAUCGAGGCACAACUUGGAGAUUUUUUCACAUUGUGGGGAUAUAAUGGAAGAAUACUCUAUGAGAACAUUAUUGAAGCCACUGAAGAUUUCAGCUCCAACAACUGCAUUGGUUCAGGAGGCUAUGGAGCUGUUUAUAAAGCUGCGCUACCCAUUGGUGAGGUGGUUGCUGUGAAGAAACUUCACCAAUCUGAAGAUAGCAUGAUUUCCAACAACUUGAAAGCCUUUAAAAGCGAGAUUCAUGUUUUAUCAGAAAUACGGCAUCGUAACAUUGUGAAGCUGUAUGGCUUUUGUUCACAUCCAAAGAACUCAUUUUUGGUUUAUGAGUUUGUAGAAAGGGGAAGUUUGAGAAUGGUGUUAAGCAACAAGGACGAGGCAAUGGAGUUGGAUUGGGAGAAGAGGCUAAAUGCUGUAAAAGGAGUGGCCAAUGCCUUGUCUUAUAUGCAUCAUGACCAUUCACCACCGAUAAUUCAUCGAGACAUUUCCAGCAACAAUGUUCUUCUGGAUUUGGACUAUGAGACUCAUGUCUCAGAUUUCGGCACAGCCAGACUUUUAAAGCCCGACUCUUCCAAUUGGACCUCACUUGCUGGCACUUUCGGGUACAUAGCUCCAGAGUUGGCUUAUACAAUGAAAAUAGAUGAAAGAUGUGAUGUUUACAGUUUUGGAGUGCUAACAAUGGAAAUAUUUAUGGGGAGGCAUCCUGGUGAUUUGAUUUCAUAUUUACCAUCAUCUUCAUCGGCAUCAACAUCGACAUCAGUACCAAAUGACAACCAACAGAUUUUACUUACAGAUGUGAUAGACCAACGUCUUUCACCACCGGUAAGACAAGUUGCAAAGGAUGUUGUAUCUACUACAAAGCUAGCAUUUGCAUGCUUGAAUGGCAAUCCCCAACUUCGGCCAACCAUGCAACAAGUUGCUGAAGCCCUUACCCGUCAAUCGUGUCCAUUGGCCAAUCCUUUCUCAAUCAUAAAAUUGGGAGAAUUAUGGGAUCAUGAAGUUUGCAAUGGCUAAUAUUAAGGUGCUAACAAUUUGAAUAACAAUUCUAAGCACGUGUAUUUGCUUUGAAUCUAUUUCUUUUUCUCUUCUUUGUAUUGAAAAUGUUUAGACACUCUAAUAAUAAAGCUUUUGUAGUGAAUCGGCUGUGAUAUAGAACAGCUGUGUUUAAGCACUAAAUUUGUAUGUUUAGGAUUUCCUAUUUCUAAAAUGUAACUAAUGGCCAAACAUAAAAUUUCAACUUUCAAUA
Molecule: messenger RNA, 3723 nt
Organism: Durio zibethinus
Lineage: Eukaryota; Viridiplantae; Streptophyta; Magnoliopsida; Malvales; Malvaceae
Source: RefSeq, a predicted model, not a curated record